GAUCAUUCACUUUUGACUACUGCGACAACGCCCUCGUACACGUUCGAGACGUGGUAUAUAAGGGAUCAUUCGAUAUAUUCAUGACAGUGGAGUCGUCGCGAUGGCGCCUAUAAACGGUGAACAUACUAAGAGAAAGGCGUCCGAGGAUGCGGCAUCCUCUCGAUCUAAAAAGGCCAGAACCGAGUCGCCAGUACUGGAGGAUGGUAUCAAGCAUGAAGAGGUAAAUUCAUCAACGAUCUCAGAUCGCCUUCGUCAUGCCUUUCAACCCUCCCCAAGCGGGAAUCUUUCCGCCUGACGAUAACCUGUAUCGUUUUGACUCAAAUAUUUCUACGGAUUCGGAUUCAACAAUAUCCCUGUCGUACCUUGAAGACUACGGACUUCCUUAUCGUUGCGUUUCCCAGGCUGAGCGUCCUGCAUUGAAGACAACCGAGACUAAUCUCGCUUUUAAACAGUCCGACACAGACCCCCCAAUCACCCCUACCCCUGUCGAUUUUCCCGAGAAGCCAGCUGUCGUUGAAGAGAAGCAAGGACAUAUUGAGUUCAGGGUCGUCAACAAUGACAAUUCGAGGGAGAGCAACAUCAUCUUGACCGGGUUGAAAUGCAUCUUCCAGAAGCAACUGCCGAAGAUGCCUAAGGACUACAUCGCCCGCCUAGUUUAUGAUAAAACGCAUCUGUCCAUCGCUAUUAUCAAGCAACCUCUUGAGGUGGUUGGAGGCAUAACAUACCGACCGUUCAACGCGAGAAGGUUCGCUGAGAUCGUCUUCUGCGCGAUCUCGUCAGAUCAGCAGGUCAAGGGGUAUGGCGCUCACCUGAUGGCGCACUUGAAAGACUAUGUCAAGGCUACUUCCCCCAUCAUGUAUUUUCUGACCUACGCCGACAACUAUGCGAUUGGUUACUUUAAAAAGCAGGGCUUUACCAAAGAGAUCACCCUGGAGAAGUCGAUUUGGAUGGGAUACAUCAAAGAUUACGAAGGAGGCACCAUCAUGCAAUGCAGCAUGUUGCCCAAGAUCCGCUACCUGCAGGCUCCUCGAAUGCUGCAGAAGCAGAAAGAGGCGGUCAUGGCCAAGAUCCGCGCAGUGAGCAAGUCCCACAUCGUUCACCCUCCGCCUGCACAGUGGAAGAACGGCAUCGUCGAGAUAGACCCCAUGUCAAUUCCCGCAAUCAAAGAGUCUGGAUGGUCUCCUUCAAUGGAUGAACUCUCCCGACAACCUCGACAUGGCCCGAACUACAACCAGCUUCUCCACCUGCUCAACGACAUGCAGAACCACACAGCUGCCUGGCCCUUCGCACAGCCAGUCAACAAGGAUGAAGUACCCGAUUACUACGAAGUCAUCAAGGAACCGAUGGACCUGUCGACAAUGGAGGAACGUCUGCAGAAUGAUCUGUACCCUAGGCCAGAAGACUUUAUCAAGGAUGCGAAACUAAUCUUCGACAAUUGCCGGCGCUACAACAACGAAACCACACCAUACGCCAAGAGUGCGAACAAGCUGGAAAAAUUCAUGUGGCAACAGAUCAAGAAUAUCCCAGAGUGGUCGCACCUUGCGGAAUAAGCUCUAUUCAUCCUGCAGACCUGCAUGACCGUUGGCGUAUGUACUAUAGCAAUGUGGCUUGAGGCAGGAGUUUGCAUUGGCGGAGUUGGCGGUGAGAAGCGGACGAUGACACGGCAUGAUGACGUUGGUUGGCUUUGCGUGCAUGAAAGAUGAUACCCAGACUGCAUCCCAGGCGUUUUUCUCAACUUGAUCUAUGAAGACAUGAUAAUGGGGGACAGUGGCACACACAUAAACAGCAUUUCUCUGGUGGCGCCACGAGUGUUGCAUAAGGCACGCCUACAGGUGCAAACAAGGAGAUUGGCAAAGUCCGACUCACCAGCAACAUCCCGAGUAGUUGUUGUUAUUAUUAUUACUAAAUGACGAAUUGCCAUGUGCAAGUCUG
This is a messenger RNA of Cladophialophora immunda, 1932 nucleotides long. RefSeq lists its product as uncharacterized. Bases 255 to 1550 code for a protein of 431 amino acids. Gene Ontology annotation, molecular function: histone H3 acetyltransferase activity; protein binding. The record is from RefSeq and is a predicted model, not a curated record. The transcript has 3 exons. Gene Ontology annotation, cellular component: histone acetyltransferase complex. Gene Ontology annotation, biological process: positive regulation of transcription by RNA polymerase II; chromatin remodeling. Lineage: Eukaryota; Fungi; Ascomycota; Eurotiomycetes; Chaetothyriales; Herpotrichiellaceae.